AUGGCGCAUUCCCACGACCACUCGCACUCCCACGACAACAUCGCCGAUCAUGGCCACUCCCACGAGAUCCUCGAUGGUCCGGGCUCCUACAUCAACCGCGAACAGCCGCUGAUCGAGGGCCGUGACUGGAGCGACCGGGCCUUUACCAUUGGCAUUGGCGGACCCGUCGGCUCAGGAAAGACGGCUCUCAUGCUCGCUCUCUGCAAAGCCCUCCGAGACGAAUACAACAUCGCCGCCGUGACAAACGACAUCUUCACCCGGGAGGACGCCGAAUUCCUAACGCGGCACAAAGCCCUCGCGCCGAACCGCAUCCGCGCCAUCGAAACAGGCGGCUGCCCCCACGCCGCCGUCCGCGAAGACAUCAGCGCAAACCUCCUCGCCCUCCAGAACCUGCACCGACAAUUCCAGACAGACCUGCUCCUGAUUGAGUCCGGCGGCGACAACCUCGCGGCCAACUACUCGCGCGAACUCGCCGAUUUCAUCAUCUACGUUAUCGAUGUUGCUGGCGGCGACAAGGUGCCGCGGAAGGGAGGGCCCGGCAUCACUGGCUCUGACCUGCUGGUCGUGAAUAAGAUUGAUCUUGCUGAGGCGGUGGGCGCUGAUAUCUCUGUGAUGGAGCGGGAUGCGGCGAAGAUGCGCGAGGGGGGUCCGACGGUUUUCGCGGUUGUUAAGAAGGAUCAGGGGGUCGAUCAUAUUAUCAACUUGAUUUUGAGUGCGUGGAAGGGGAGUGGGGCUUAUGAGCUUAGCUUGCAGAGGUGGAAGGAGGGGGUGCCUAGGGGGUCUGGGAGUAUUGACGAGGCUUAG
Aspergillus mulundensis is the source of this 804-nucleotide messenger RNA. Its product is annotated as urease accessory protein UreG. NCBI's taxonomy places the organism in Eukaryota, Fungi, Ascomycota, Eurotiomycetes, Eurotiales, Aspergillaceae. The coding region runs from base 1 to 804 and encodes 267 amino acids. The transcript has 3 exons. Gene Ontology annotation, molecular function: GTPase activity; nickel cation binding. The record is from RefSeq and is a predicted model, not a curated record.